AUGUCGUUCCAAAAUGCCAUCUUUCCAUUGCUACUCGGCAUCUUUCUCAUCAUCAUCGGCAAUACCGGAUUUCCAUGCAUGCUCCGGUUUGUGAUAUGGGUGGCAUCAAGGCUCGUGCCCCAAAACAGCACCGUUUGGGAAGAGUUACGCUUCCUGCUGGAUCAUCCUCGUCGAUGCUUCACCCUGUUGUUUCCGGCGGGAGCGACAUGGUGGCUGUUUGCGAUUCUGGUGAUCCUGAACGGAGUAGAUUUAAUCCUUUUCAUCAUUUUGGAUCUCAACGAUCCUGCUGUGACCCAUCUUGCUCCAGGGAUACGGUUCGUGGACGGACUGUUCCAAGCAGCCUCGACAAGGACGGCCGGGUUUGCCGUCGUUAACCUCGCUGAACUACAUCAGGCAGUUCAAGUGUCAUACCUGAUCAUGAUGUACAUUUCCGUCUUCCCAGUCGCCAUCUCCAUGCGGCGUACCAACGUAUAUGAAGAGAAGAGUUUGGGAAUCUACGCGAGUCCGAGCGAACAAGAGGAUGAUGCGAACGAACCGAGCUAUAUUGGAGCCCAUUUGGAGAGACAGCUCAGUUUCGACUUAUGGUUCAUCUUCUUGGGUCUGUUCAUCAUUGCCAUCGUUGAGGGACAUCGCCUGGAGAACACUAACGAACAUGCCUUCACUCUAUUUGCGGUCUUGUUCGAGAUCGUGUCUGCGUACGGAACUGUUGGGCUGUCCUUAGGAUACCCUACAAUCAAUGCCUCGUUUUCGGCGGAGUUCAAGACGUUAGCCAAAUUGGUCAUCAUUGCGAUGCAAGUGCGUGGUCGGCACAGGGGUCUGCCCUAUGAACUUGACAGAGCCGUGCUUCUUCCUUCCGAGAAGUUGCAGGCCAAAGAGGCAGGAGAAGGUCAACGCAUGCUGCAACGAAGGAGGUCUUCCAUUGGUGGCAUGUCUGCAGUGGACGGGCAAGUGGAAGGCAGCCAGUUUCGCGGAGAGCCUGGUCUUUCCGGUUAUGAAAAUGAGGAGAAACGGAAGGAGGAAAAUCUGGAGGCGGCACAAGAGUCAUGCUAA
This is a messenger RNA of Cyphellophora europaea CBS 101466, 1050 nucleotides long. RefSeq lists its product as uncharacterized. NCBI's taxonomy places the organism in Eukaryota, Fungi, Ascomycota, Eurotiomycetes, Chaetothyriales, Cyphellophoraceae. The record is from RefSeq and is a predicted model, not a curated record. The transcript has a single exon. The coding region runs from base 1 to 1050 and encodes 349 amino acids. Gene Ontology annotation, molecular function: high-affinity potassium ion transmembrane transporter activity. Gene Ontology annotation, biological process: intracellular potassium ion homeostasis; potassium ion import across plasma membrane. Gene Ontology annotation, cellular component: plasma membrane.